CUUUUGUUAUCAUAUUCAGGAUAUAUAUUGUAUAGCCUUUAAUAAAAAAGUUUUUUUUUUUUUUUACAUAAAUAAAUAAAAUUGCAAAGGAUAGCAUUUGCUCUUCUAUUGUUAUCAUCACAGAUAUUCACACUCAUAUAACUCUCAAUCAUCGAAGGAGCCCUCUGAAUUUCGCACUAAUUUCAAGAGGAUGAAUUGAUAUCUCCAUGCAUGUGCAAAGGGACCCAACAAUUUGUCCACCGUUCAUGUCUUGAUCACUGGCGCUCGGUAAAGGAAGGAUUUGCCUUCUCUCACUGCACUACUUGCAAAGCCCAAUAUCAUCUCAGGGUUGAAUUGUUUGAGGACAAUUCUUGGCGUAAAGCAAAGUUUAGACUCUUUGUUGCAAGAGAUGUUUUCCUUGUUUUUCUGGCUGUACAGACCGUAAUUGCGGGUAUAGGUGGCUUUGCAUACAUCAUGGACAAGGAUGGGAACUUCAGGAACUCCUUUGAUGAUGGUUGGGAUAGGAUACUGUCAAAACAUCCUAUACCAUUCUAUUAUUGUAUUGGAGUGCUGGCUUUCUUUGUACUGAUCGGGUUUUUCGGUCUCAUACUGCAUUGCACCUCCCUCAACAGCAAUGACCCCAGAAUGGCUGGUUGUCAGAAUUGUUGUUAUGGAUGGGGCAUCCUUGAUUGCUUUCCUGCAUCAAUGGAGGCUUGUUUUGCCCUUGUUGUGGUUUUCGUAGUCAUCUUUGCUAUUCUCGGCAUUGCUUAUGGUUUCCUUGCAGCCACCAUGGCAAUCCAAAGAAUUUGGCAAAGGCACUACCAUAUUCUCACCAAAAGGGAGCUUACAAAGGAAUACGUAGUAGAGGAUCUAUGUGGGACUUAUGUCCCACCAAAGUUGGAUCCAGAACAUGAAGCUCGCUUGAAAAUGCUCAAGCUUUUGUAAAUCACGGUGCACAAACCUGUAAAGAUGAUUUUUUUAAGUAUUGAGUUGCUUUAUUAUACGGUAACAUUCUCUUAUGAUUACCAACCUUGCUUGCCAGAGCUUGGAUUGGUUUAUGUGCUCUUUUGUUUCUUUUUUCAUAAAUCUUUUUAUCUGGGCCUUCACCAAAUUCUGUAUACUGAAAAUAUGAGUCCUGAGAGAAAUGAGGAAAAUACAAAUAUAUGCAUUUGUUUA
Messenger RNA from Arachis duranensis, 1155 nucleotides. RefSeq lists its product as uncharacterized. NCBI's taxonomy places the organism in Eukaryota, Viridiplantae, Streptophyta, Magnoliopsida, Fabales, Fabaceae. The record is from RefSeq and is a predicted model, not a curated record. Gene Ontology annotation, molecular function: zinc ion binding.